AUGCACAACCCGUCCCAGAAGUCGUGGUUGAUCAACGGCAUUAUUCUAACUUUAAAAGCAAAUCAACAGCCUGGGGGCAUCAGCCGAAGCACCAGCUGGAGCAAUACCGGGUGCUGUAUCCUCUUCAAGGAUCUCCUGGGCAGGUUCACGUUUCAUCAGAUGCCUGCUAUGCUACUGCCUCUUCAAAUGAGAGCUGCAAUGCUGUCUCCAAGCUGCCUGACACCGCUUCAGAAGCUGGACGUGUUUAUGAAAGUCGUCGAAUCCACGAAGAAGCUGGAGAAGCGACUUAUAUGCCAGAUCUGCAGAGUUUGGGGCAUCAUCAUCAUCAUCAUCAUCAUCGCACCUUCGAUUCUUAUGGGGCAUCCAGGAGAAGCAUAUAUGCCGAUGACUUCGUACGCCCUAUUGAUUAUAGGGAUGAUUUACGAUUGGUUAGCCAACGCCAGCACGGUCAUGUGCAAACAACUGGACCUAUGGAUUCUCUUCCCAGACCAACUAAUGACCACCUUCGACACCAUUCAAGCAGGGAAUUUCUUGAUCCGCCGUAUCGUGCACUCAUCAAUCCACCACAUACAGCUCCAAAUCAUCGAGGCGCGGGAAUCAGUCGACGCGCUGAUGAUCAAACCCUUGCGGAUUAUUAUAGCCCUAGUUACUACAGUCGACAUGAAACAUACGGUUCUUCUCUUGCACUUGACCGGGAUGCCAGAACUGAUGAACGACAAAUGCAACAUUUAG
Messenger RNA from Aspergillus fumigatus Af293, 732 nucleotides. RefSeq lists its product as uncharacterized. The record is from RefSeq and is a predicted model, not a curated record. NCBI's taxonomy places the organism in Eukaryota, Fungi, Ascomycota, Eurotiomycetes, Eurotiales, Aspergillaceae.